Messenger RNA from Trichoderma atroviride IMI 206040, 1218 nucleotides. RefSeq lists its product as uncharacterized. Gene Ontology annotation, molecular function: phosphatase activity. The record is from RefSeq and is a predicted model, not a curated record. NCBI's taxonomy places the organism in Eukaryota, Fungi, Ascomycota, Sordariomycetes, Hypocreales, Hypocreaceae.
CUAUUCUGUUCUAUUUAGAUUUCUCACUAAGCAAUUAGCAUCUUUUUGACGACCGCAUCUUAUUUCGUCUCGUUAUCUUAUCCAUCUCCGCUGUCGCAAUCGGAUCUUGAUCGCCAUCGACUUUUGCCCCUCCAUCAAUCUGCCCCUCCAACAAUUUUAAUCUUUUUCUCCUCGUCCAUCUCAAAGACGCACUCCUCCAUCUUGUAACACCCUUCAGCGCACAUUUCCUCACAAACUCCAGCCAAGAUGGGAUCCGUAUCAAACGACACGCCGGCCAUGGCCACCAACCCCAAGUUCAUCUUCUUCACCGACUUCGACGGCACCGUCACCACGGCCGACUCCAACGACUACAUGACGGACAACCUGGGCUACGGCGCCGAGAAGCGCAAGCAGGGCAACGCCGACACGCUCUACGGCCGCAUCCACUUCCGCGACUCGUUCCGCGACAUGCUCGACAGCGUCACGACGCCCCUGAACGAGUGCGUCGACAUUUUGCUGGAGAACAUCAAGCUCGACCCCGGCUUCAGGGACUUUUACAACUGGGCGCAGGACAACAACGUGCCGAUUGUGAUUCUCAGCGGCGGCAUGGAGCCCGUCAUCAGGGCGCUGCUGGACAAGCUGCUGGGCAAGGGCUGGGACAUUCAGAUUGUGAGCAACUUUGUGCGGGCGCGAGAGGGCAAGAGCCUCAACGACAAGGGCGGCUGGGAGAUAAUCUUUCGCGACGACAGCAUCCACGGCCAUGACAAGUCCAUCGAGAUCCGCAAGUACUCCAGCCUUCCCAACAGACCAACCAUGUUCUACGCUGGCGACGGCGUCUCAGACCUUUCAGCCGCCAAGGAGACGGAUCUGCUGUUUGCAAAGGCUGGAAAGGACCUGGUUACUUGGUGCGAAAACGAAAAAGUUCCCUUUGUCACAUUCAACGACUGGACAAGCAUCACCCAGACGGUCAAGGAUAUUGUCGCUGGCAAGACCACUGUCCAAGAGGAGGCCAAGGGCCGCAUUUAAUUUACGAUUUACAUGACCAUGAUACGAAAAAACGGGGUACUAGAGAGGCCCGCUUGGAUAAUUGUGUUAAAGAGGAGGACUAAUGGAUAAUGACGGAUCUUGGGACAGCUAAUUUUGGGUAUCCUCUAGAGGUAUAGAUCUAUCUUAAGGUAAAAGGCUGGCUUAUAUCCUGUAUAGAAAGCAAGACGGAUAGACAACAAAGCAUAUAAAACG